This is a messenger RNA of Xenopus tropicalis (tropical clawed frog), 1182 nucleotides long. It is a transcript of the gene or13au1c, whose product is annotated as olfactory receptor family 13 subfamily AU member 1C. Gene Ontology annotation, cellular component: membrane; plasma membrane. The record is from RefSeq and is a predicted model, not a curated record. The transcript has 3 exons. Gene Ontology annotation, molecular function: G protein-coupled receptor activity; olfactory receptor activity. Gene Ontology annotation, biological process: detection of chemical stimulus involved in sensory perception of smell; signal transduction; G protein-coupled receptor signaling pathway. Bases 1 to 1182 code for a protein of 393 amino acids. Lineage: Eukaryota; Metazoa; Chordata; Amphibia; Anura; Pipidae.
AUGAUAUUAAUCCCCAGGCUGCUGGCACAGAAAAUGCCACUUUAUUCAUUUGUGAAAGUACUGGAGCUAUUCUCUGCUGUUCAUGUAACCAGAACACCACCAAACUUUUCCAGGGACAGGAAGUUGAUUCUGAUGGACCAUUGGUUUGUAAUGGAGAACUCUAUGGAGUGGUCUCAUGGGGACAGGGCUGUGCCGAACGCAAUGCUCCAGGAGUGUACGCUAAAGUCUGUCUCCUGUGCAGAUGGGAUGGCAAUGAAAAAUCAGACUUUUCUUGGUGAUUUUAUCCUCUUCGGAUUCUCGGAGGAUCAUGUCUUGCUGUCUUUUCUCAUGGCGGCGGUCUACACCAUGAUUCUGAUGGGGAACGUUGCUAUAUUUAGUAUUAUCCACAUUGACGGCAAUCUUCAGGCCCCCAUGUAUUUUUUUCUUACCUACCUAUCUAUCCUAGAUAUUUGUUAUUCCACUGUUACUCUCCCUUCUAUGCUAUUUAACUCCAUCACAGGCAACAGAAGAAUUUCCUUUCACAGGUGCUUCAUACAGCUGUAUUUUUUUGUCUCGUUUGGAGGGGCAGAGGGCCUUUUGCUUGCAGCCAUGGCGUACGACAGAUAUGUGGCCAUAUGCAACCCCCUGCAUUAUCCCAUCAUCAUGAACAGGAAGCUCUGCUUCCACCUUGUUGCUGGGUCAUGGGUUUGUGGCUUUUUGAAUUCUGUUCUUCACACUGUGAUGACUUCACAACUUUAUUUCUGUGAGAUUAGGUACGUCAGCCAUUUUUUCUGUGAUGUACCUCCACUGCUAAAGGCAUCUUGCACUGAUACACACACAAGCAAAAUUUUAUUAUACGUUGUCAAUGUUUUUCUAGGAAUGACUACCUUUGUAUUUGUUAUUAUCUCUUACAUACAUAUUAUUUCCACUAUUAUAAAAAUUCGCUCUGCUGCAGGAAGGAGGAAGGCUUUUUCCACAUGCUCCUCCCACCUUAUUGUUGUUACCAUGUUUUAUGUGUCAGGUAAUUAUAAUUAUAUUGGCCCUACACCAGGAGACUCCUUUGACACUGAGCGACUGGCCUCUUUAUUAUAUAGCAUUCUAACGCCUUUACUCAAUCCCUUUAUAUACUGCCUUAGAAAUAAGGAGGUAAAGAGAGCUUUGUAUAAAAAAUUGUUACCUUAUCAAUUUUCAAUAAAAAUCUGA